UCUCUGAGACACGCCCAUAGUGCCAAAGAAACGGAAAUUCACGUUUUGCUCUCCUGGCGACUUGUACCCACGUGAAAACAAGCAUGGUGGUGUAUCCUUAUUUGCUAAGGUAAAGAGUACAUCUACGAGGAAUUCAUUCAUCAUGGCAACGUUUCGGAAAAAGGUGGACAAUCGCAUUCGAGUCCAGAUUGAAAAUGGAGUUUUGGAAAAACAUCGUACAAUGUUUGUCAUUGUCGGUGACCACGGUAGAGACCAGGUUGUCAUUUUGCAUCACAUGUUGUCAAAAGCGACUGUGCGGGCAAGGCCGUCGGUGUUGUGGUGUUAUAAGAAGGAACUCGGAUUCAGCAGUAACCGCAAGAAGCGCAUGCGGCAGCUACAGAAGAAGAUUAAGACUGGAACACUGAACUUGAAUCAGGAUGAUCCUUUUGAGCUUUUUGUUGCUGCAACCAACAUCCGUUACUGCUACUACAAUGAGACGCAUAAGAUUCUGGGCAACACUUAUGGCAUGUGUGUCUUGCAGGACUUUGAGGCCCUCACACCCAAUCUCUUAGCCAGAACUGUUGAAACAGUAGAGGGCGGUGGUAUUGUUGUCAUUCUUCUGAGGACUAUGAACUCACUGAAGCAGCUUUACACAAUGUCAAUGGAUGUCCAUUCCCGCUACAGGACAGAGGCUCAUCAAGAUGUGGUGGGGAGAUUCAAUGAGAGGUUUAUCUUGUCACUGGUGUCGUGUCAGACAUGUGUGGCCAUUGAUGACCAACUCAACAUUUUGCCGAUCUCCACCCACAUUGUCAACAUUAAAGCACUUCCACCAAAAAAUCAGGAUGCCCCUCCGUCGCCGCGGGAACAAGAACUGAAAGACCUAAAGGAGUCUCUUCAGGACACCCAGCCUGUGGGGGUGCUUGUGGACUGCUGUAAGACCAUGGACCAGGCCAAGGCCGUGUUGAAGUUCAUUGAGGCCAUCUCAGAGAAGACCCUCCGCAGCACAGUGGCCCUUACUGCUGCUCGAGGUCGGGGCAAAUCAGCCGCUCUUGGAAUGGCUGUGGCCGGAGCGGUGGCCUUUGGUUACUCCAAUAUUUUUGUGACAUCCCCAAGCCCUGACAACUUGAACACACUGUUUGAGUUCAUCUUCAAAGGCUUUGAUGCUCUCCAGUAUCAGGAACAUUUGGACUAUGAAAUCAUUCAGUCCCUCAAUCCGGAGUUCAAUAAAGCUGUGGUCCGUGUCAACAUCUUCAAGGAGCACAGACAGACUAUUCAGUACAUCCACCCAGCGGAUGCAGUGAAACUAGGCCAGGCAGAGCUGCUGGUGAUUGACGAGGCUGCAGCCAUCCCACUGCCCCUGGUCAAGAAGCUGCUGGGGCCCUACCUCAUCUUCAUGGCCUCCACCAUCAACGGGUAUGAAGGCACUGGCCGUUCCCUCUCACUGAAGCUGAUCUCGCAGCUGAGGCAGCAGAGUGCAGAGAGUCAGCUGAGCCUCACGGCAGAAAACAGGAGCACCAACACCGCCAGACUGGCAGCAGCCCGUACGCUGCAUGAGGUCUCGCUGCAGGAGUCCAUUCGUUACGCGCCCGGUGACCCCGUGGAGAAGUGGCUGAACGAGCUGCUAUGCCUGGACUGCCUGACCAUUCCGCGCAUCAUAUCGGGCUGCCCGCUGCCUCAGACCUGUGAUCUGUAUUAUGUGAACAGAGACACUUUAUUUUGCUACCAUAAAGCAUCAGAGUCCUUCUUACAGAGAUUAAUGGCUCUCUAUGUCGCAUCCCACUACAAGAAUUCACCAAACGAUCUCCAGAUGCUUUCAGAUGCCCCAGCCCACCACCUCUUCUGCCUGCUGCCUCCUGUUCCUCCAACUCAGAACUCCUUGCCAGAAGUCUUGGCGGUGGUGCAGGUGUGUCUGGAGGGAGAGAUAUCCAAGCAGUCCAUUCUGAACAGCCUCUCUCGCGGGAAGAAAGCCUCUGGUGACCUGAUUCCGUGGACCGUGUCAGAGCAGUUCCAAGACCCAGAGUUUGGCGGCCUCUCUGGAGGCAGAGUGGUGCGGAUUGCUGUAAACCCAGACUAUCAGGGGAUGGGCUAUGGGUCACGUGCUCUGCAGCUGCUGCAGCAGUAUUACGAGGGACAGUUCCCCCUGCUGGAUGAAAAGGAGAGCACCACCAGUAGUCAGAUCACGUCCAUCAGCAGUGAGGCUGUCAGCCUCUUAGAGGAGGUGGUUUCCCCACGGAAGAAUCUGCCCCCCCUGCUGCUGAAGCUGAGUGAAAGGCCAGCGGAGCGCCUGGACUACCUGGGGGUGUCCUACGGCCUUACCUCUCAACUGCUGAAAUUCUGGAAGAAAGCCGGAUUUGUUCCUGUUUAUCUGAGACAGACACAGAAUGACCUGACGGGGGAGCACUCCUGCGUUAUGCUGAAGGAGCUGAACACAGACGAGUCUCCUGAGCAGGGCCAGUGGCUCUCAGCCUUCUGGAAAGAUUUCCGAAAGCGUUUCCUGUCACUGCUGUCUUAUCAGUUCAGGAACUUCUCCCCCAGCCUGGCCCUUAACAUCUUGCAAAAUAAGAAUGCCAAAGAGGACGGUCAGUCAGCCCUCACCAGUGCAGAGCUGAGUGCCCUCUUCAGUCCGUACGACCUGAAGCGCCUGGAGAUGUACUCCGGGAGCAUGGUGGAUUACCAUCUCAUCAUGGACAUGAUCCCGUCCGUAGCCCGCAUGUACUUCCUCAAAAAGCUGGGGACUGUGUCCCUCUCUGCCGCUCAGUGUGCUCUGCUGCUGGGUAUUGGCCUACAGCACAAGUCUGUGGAUGAUUUGGAGAAGGAGAUCGAGUUGCCAGGUUCCCAGCUCUUGGGUCUGUUUAACCGUCUCAUUCGUAAGGUGGUGCAGUUCUACAGCAGCAUCCAGGAGAAAGCCGUUGAAGCGGAGAUGGUUGCUGCAAAAGAUAUUACAAUGGAGCCAACUACCCGAACCCUGAAUGAAGACUUGGAUGAAGCAGCAACAGAGAUUCAGGAGAGGCAGAAACAAGACUUGGAGAAAAUAAAGACCAUGGAUCUUACACAGUACAUGAUACGUGGAGAUGAUGAAGAAUGGAACCAGGUAUUGAAGACGGCGGGUAAAUCGGCCAUUAUCAGUAUCAAAAGUGACCAGAAAAGGAAGCAGCCUGAGGAGCUAAAUCAGAAAGAGGAGUUACACGGAAAGAAGCAAAAGAAGAACAAAUCCAAAUUUGACAAAAAAGGGAAAUUUGGAAAGAAGUUUUAAUCCUCAAGUUGGCAAAUCAUUUGUGGACUUCAUGACUGAAAAAGAAUAUCAGUUGAAAAGAAUAUCAUGGACCAUUAUUUUUGUUUCUACGAGGAACCUUUUCUUCACCAGUUCACAUGUUGUUGCUUUUUUAAUGCUGUAGUGUUGUAUUGUAAGUAAUAUGUGGUUUCAAGGCCCAAAAGAUUUGUGUUUGUCAGUUAUGGAAUUAGCUGACAUGGAUAUUCCUCUUACUGGCAAUAUAUAUUUUGUUUAAUCAUACAAAGAAUUUUGGAAAUAACUUGCAAUAAAAGGAAAAGAGUAAUGAAA
Messenger RNA from Clupea harengus (Atlantic herring), 3538 nucleotides. It is a transcript of the gene nat10, whose product is annotated as N-acetyltransferase 10. The record is from RefSeq and is a predicted model, not a curated record. NCBI's taxonomy places the organism in Eukaryota, Metazoa, Chordata, Actinopteri, Clupeiformes, Clupeidae. Gene Ontology annotation, biological process: rRNA acetylation involved in maturation of SSU-rRNA. Gene Ontology annotation, molecular function: tRNA binding; ATP binding; 18S rRNA cytidine N-acetyltransferase activity. Gene Ontology annotation, cellular component: 90S preribosome; nucleolus.